GGCCCAGAAAGCGGAGGCCCAAAGCGAAUAGAGUGCUGGCCAUGGGUGAGGGGUUGGUUUGGUUGUAGGGGCAGAAGGAGGGCACGCUGGGAGCCACUGGCGGGCCGACUCGUUGCUGCAAUAAUGGCCAAGCAGAUGGGUAAAGAUCCUGGCCUGAAGGAAAAGGUGAAAAUGCUAUUGGGAUUGGUGCCUGCACGAGUUAAAACCAAGCCUUCAGAGUGGAAACAUCCGGAAUAUGUCAUUACUGCAGAUUUAAUGAAGGAGCUGAGCUCUGAGUCUGCUCUCCACGUUCGCAUCCGUGCAAUUAUUCAGGUCUGUGAGCUUGCAAAGACGAAAAAAUUUGAAGAGCAUGCAGUAGAAGCAAUCUGCCAAUCAGUUGGUGACUUGAUACAGCCCGAACAGCCAGUAGAAGCUCGACAUCACGUUCUGCAGUUACUAAAGGCCAUUAUUGUGGGGCAGGGUGAAAGACUUGGCGUCCUUCGUGCCCAUUUCUUCCGAGUCAUAAAAGAGUAUCCUAUGAAUGAGGACCUUGCAGAGCGACUGGAGGUUUUUAAAGCUCUCACCGACAAUGGGCGAGAAAUUGCUUACUUAGAAGAAGAGCUCGCUGUCUUCGUCCUCCAGUGGAUGGAAAUUGGUUUGACUCCGGAUUUCCUGCAUGUUUUAGUUAACCUGGUUAAGUUCAAUAGCUGUUACUUGGAACACUUUAUUGCUCCUAUGGUGCAGAUGAUAUGCCUCCUCUGUAAUCGCACGACAUCUCCUUACGAUAUUGAGGUUUCCUUGAAGGUUCUGGAUGCAGUGGUCUGCUAUAACUGCCUUCCAUCAGAGAGCAUUCCUAUAUUUGUUAUGACCCUGUGCCGCACAAUAAAUGUUAAGGAGCUGUGUGAACCAUGCUGGAAGCUGAUGCGAAACCUUCUGGGCACCCAUCUUGGGCACAGCGCCAUUUACACUAUGAGUCGUAUAAUGGAGGAUAGAGCCCACAUGGAAGAUGCCCCUUUGCUAAGAGGAGCUGUGUUCUUUGUUGGGAUGGGUCUCUGGGGAGCUCACAGACUCUUCUGUCUGAAGAACUCCCCGAUAUCUGUUCUCCCAUCUUUCCUGAAGGCUAUGAACUGUAACAAUGCCGUUGUCUCCUAUGAGAUUGUCCUCUCUGUCACUCGGCUAAUCAAGAAGUACGGCAAGGAUGUGCAGGCUGCCACGUGGGACGUUCUCCUUGAUAUCAUCGAGCGAUUAUUCCAGCAGCUUCAGGUGCUGCGGAGUCAGGAAUUAAAGGCUGCGGUGCACAAUCUCAUGACCACCACAGAGGAGCUUUAUAACCAGAACGGAUUCCAUGGAGAUGAAGAGAGAUUUUUCGAGCUGGUUGAAAAAGGGGCAGAUGAAAGACCUUUUGCAUCAGUUGUGAACCUUAUCACCUACAGAGCUCAGUCCAUUCACCCUGGGAAGGAAGGGUGGAUUAUGAAUCUACAGAAACUGAUGGAUAGAUAUUUCAGGAGCGAGUCUCGCAGUGUUGUACGCAUGAAAAUCUUAGAUGUUCUGUCCUUUGCGUUGAGCAUCAAUCGCCAGUUUUACGAGGAUGAGUUGAUCGAGAAGGUAGUUACUUGCCAGCUAGCCCAUAUACCCGAGGAUAAGGACCACCAGGUGCGCAAACUCGCAACACAGCUCCUUGUGGACCUGGCUGAAUGCUGUCACUCCUGCCACUUCAAUAGUCUCAUGGAUAUCAUUGAGAAGGUGGUGAACCGUUCCUUGUCCACACCAGAGUCAGGUCAUGAUUCUUCUUCUUUGGAAGAUGUGAAAACCUCUGUUCUGGGGCUGAUGGUUAUUCUACAGACCAAGCUAUACAUUCUGCCAGCCAGCCAUGCCAUGCGUGUGUACGAGAUGCUGAUUAAUCAUAUCCAGCUUCACUACAAAUACAAUUACAGCUCACCCAUUGCUACCAGUAUACGCCUCCAGGUUUUUGACUUCCUCCUACACCUCCGAGCUGACUCUUUGCGGCGUGUUGGGCUACCUAACAAAGAUGGCGCCUUCAGAUUCAGUCCCUAUUGUCUUUGUGAAUCUGUAAAUGAACAAGAGAAGAGAGCAGCUGAACGCAAGCCAGCAGGCACCUUGUCACCCCCCUCUGGUAGCCCCAGUGUCCCAUCACAGACUGUCACUCCACGCAUGGGAUUCUUGCCAUUCUCACUAGCAUUUGGGGUUAUCCUGCAGUGCCUAAAGCAGGAAACUGACUGGAAAGUCCUGAAACUAGUCCUCAACAAGCUGCCAGAGUGUCUGCGUUACAAACUGCUCAUUCUGUCAUCUCCCUGCAAUAUAGAUCAACUGGCUGGCUCUCUCUGUGCUAUGCUUACAGACAAGACUGCAAGUGAUCGCCUUUACAUUACUCCCGAUGGCUUCUCUCGUACUGACCUUCAGCUGGCAGUGGUUCCUGUACUGACAGCCUUAACCUCAUACCACCAACACCUAGAGCUCUCUAAACAGAGGGAAAUGGUAAGGUGUCUGGAAACAGGCCUGAUCUUUCGCUGCGGCAAGCAGUGCGUUGUGGCCCUUUCCAUGUGUGUGAUCGAGAUGCCAAGCAUUCUGAUAAAAUCCCUCCCGGUCCUUAUCGUGAAGCUAACCCAUAUCUCGGCCACUGUCACCAUGGCCAUACCAAUGCUGGAGUUUCUUUCAACUUUGGUCCGCCUGCCCCACUUAUAUGCAAACUUUGCCGCAGAGCAGUAUGCCAGUGUGUUUGCCAUCUCCCUUCCCUACACCAACCCAUCAAAGUUUAAUCAAUACAUUGUAUUCCUUGCACACCAUGUCAUUGCCAUGUGGUUCAUCCGGUGCAGACUAUCCCUACGGAGAGACUUUGUGCCAUAUAUAACAAAGGGUUUGCGAUCCAAUGUCCUGCUGAGCUUUGAUGACACACCGGAGAAGGGCAGCUUUAGAGCUCGCAGCACCAGCUUGAACGAGAGACCCAAAAGCUUGAAGCUAUCUAAACACACAAAGCCUGGCUUCAGUGACACGUCCCCAGUUAAGGAGAUGAGAGAUCUCUCCAAUGCCUUCCGCUCUCGCAGCAUCAGCGUGUCGGAGCAUGCUGCGUACAGCCGUAUGCAGACUUCUGUCACCAGCUCCAGCUUGAGUUCAGCUGAUGAGAGCUCUAUGGCCCAGGCUGAUGACAGCCUGAAAAACCUUCACCUGGAAUUGACCGAAAUCUGCCUGGAUAUGAUGGCACGAUACGCCUUUGCCAACUUCACAGCCGUGCCCAAAAGGUCGCCUGUAGGUGAGUUCCUGCUGGAUGGCGGAAGAACGAAGACCUGGCUAGUUGGGAACAAGCUGGUUACCAUUACAACAAGUGUGGGCAUGGGGACACGUUCUCUUCUUGGCCUGGAUACAGGAGGGGAGAACCAUGGUGACACUGAGAACAGCUCCCCCGUGCAAACAGAGCAAGUCAAGGAGUUUCCGUCCAUGCUCGAUCUUCAGCAAAGAAAGCCGGGUAUGCAAACGCCCCGUCACAGAGUCCGCUCCAUGUCUGGAGGGACUACACUGAGAGCUGGAUCACUAGAGGGGACUCCUCUUUCGGCCAGUAUGGGGCAGCCGGGGGCCACUCCAGUGACCAGAGCAGAGAAACCUUCCCGUAGGACACAGAUGAAGAAAGAAAAGACCACCCUGGCUGACUUUGUUCCCGUGCUGACACAAGGCUGGGCAGAGGUAUUGGUUCGCAGACCCACAGGUAACACCAGCUGGUUGAUGAGCCUGGAAAAUCCUCUGAGUCCCUUCUCUUCUGACAUAAACAACAUGCCGCUGCAGGAGCUUUCUAAUGCCCUAAUGGCAGCCGAGAGGCUCAAGGAGCAUCGGGAGACAGCGCUCUACAAAUCUCUCUCUGUGCCAGCCUCAACUUUAUCACCCUCAACAACCAAGUGUACCCUUCUACAGCGGGCAAACACAGUGGCCUCUGUGUCUCUCGUAACCCAGUCCAGUGGUCAAGGAAAGCUGCUUAGGAGCAUUUCCUGGGCAGAAUCUUGUGCUGUGCCAGAGGAAGGGGCGCAAGCUGAUGGGGAAGCAGAGGAAGUGUCCACUCCCGGGGGCUCUCAAGAGCUGGAAGAUUUUGAGGCUGUGGUUAGCGAAGACACCACUAGUGAAGAGAAGAGUGCUAAGAAGAUGGAGUGCAUUAGCAGGUCUUCAUCCACAUCCAGUCAGGAAGAGUCUGCUGCUACCCAAACGGAGGAAUCCGAGGCUGGUGGAAUACCCAUUGAGGGCUCCACUCGGGAGGUCCCAUUUCAGACUUUGAGCAAGUCCAGCUCAUCUCCUGAACUUCAGACCUUGCAGGAGCUUCCUAAAGAGUUGGGCCCUACAGAAGAUAUAAAGAAGCCUUCUGCAGACUUCAAAACACUACCCCAUGUAGAAAACCCUUUAAGCCACAGAACUAAAUCUGAAGAGGAACGCAGUGCUGGGGCAUUAGCCAAACCAGAAGGCGAAAUGCGACUUGAACCAGAGUUGCCUGUUCUGUCCCCACAAUCUCCAACUGGGCACCGCCCAAGGGGUCACACUAUCUCUGAUUCUGAGCCGUCCCGCAGAGGCAGGAGAUUUCAGGUUGAUCCUUUUAAGAACAGCACCAAAUCCACCAAAGCUGAGAAAGUGCCUGGAAUAGAUCCAAGCUUUGUAUUUUUGCAGCUGUACCAUUCCCCAUUCUUUGGUGAUGAGUCCAAUAAGCCUAUACUGGUCCCUAACACACAGACGUUUGAGAGAACAAUGGGCCUCCUAGAUCGAAUCCCGCCCUAUGACACCCACAAAAUUGGUGUUCUUUAUGUUGGAGAGGGGCAGGUUGGCAACGAGCGCGCAAUCCUAUCCAAUGAGCAUGGCUCGUACCGCUACACACAGUUCCUCACGGGGCUUGGGAAGCUCAUCGAGCUGAAAGACACUCAGCCAGACAAGAUCUUCCUGGGAGGGUUGGACGGUUGUGGAGAUGACGGGCAGUUCACCUACUGCUGGCAUGAUGAUAUUAUGCAAGUCAUUUUUCAGAUCACCACCCUGAUGCCAAACAAAGAGAUAGAUCCGAACCGCUGCAACAAGAAAAGGCACGUGGGCAACAACUUUGUCAAUAUCAUCUACAACGACUCGGGCGAGUUCUACAAGUUGGGCACCCUCAAGGGUCAGUUCAACUUUGUAGAUGUCAACAUUCAGCCUUUGGACUGCGAGAGCAACCUGGUGACACUGCAAUGCCGAAAAGAUAUGGAAGGCCUUGUAGAUACCAGCGUGGCAAAAAUUGUGUCUGACAAAAACCUACCCUUCCUGGCCCGCCAGAUGGCUCUACAUUCAAAUAUGGCUUCACAAGUCCAUCACAGCAGGUCCAACCCCACAGAUAUUUACCCUUCUAAAUGGAUUGCCAGGCUGCGACACAUAAAGAAGAUGAGACCAAAGAUACAAGAGGAGUUGCAGGAGCUGAGUGCCAACAUGCCCUACCAGGUCCCUACUAUGGCCAACAAGCCCCCUUCACAAAACCCACAGACUCCCCCCGGCGCAUUUGAAACCGGCCAAAGGACAAGGCUCAUUUCUGCUGUGGACGAUUUCACGGAGUUUGCUUGAUGCACUUCAACUUGUGCCCAUGGAUACGGGCUUCUGAUUUGAUGGUACAGGCACAGCCCUAUAACCACCCUCCAAACUAGGACCAUGGCUGUGAAGGGAGGGAGGAACGCCCAUCAUGAACUGCCAUUGAUUAUUAACAAUGAACUUUUCCGACCUUGUGAGGACACCCUAAAAAAAACUAAAUUAUUUUCAAUAUUGGAUUAAAAUCCUAAUUUAUUUAUGCUCUCAUCGGAAAACAAAGAGGAUCUCUAGAGACCCACAAUGAGUUUUCACGUUUUUUUUUCUUCUUAACAAUAAACUGAACUCAAGAA
Molecule: messenger RNA, 5861 nt
Organism: Xenopus tropicalis (tropical clawed frog)
Lineage: Eukaryota; Metazoa; Chordata; Amphibia; Anura; Pipidae
Gene: tsc2
Product: TSC complex subunit 2
Exons: 42
Coding region: 124-5550 (1808 amino acids)
Biological process (GO): negative regulation of TOR signaling; regulation of macroautophagy; regulation of small GTPase mediated signal transduction
Cellular component (GO): lysosomal membrane; nucleus; cytosol
Molecular function (GO): GTPase activator activity
Source: RefSeq, a predicted model, not a curated record